CUUGAGUUACCACAAAUUGGUAAAGGAAUCAAAUUGUUGUGUUCAGUAUAUAAAGAUCGGAGACACCCGGUUUCUGCAAUCUCUAGUGAGGGCUACCUGGACCGUUGCAACGAAGUUUGAUUUUCGUAGUUCUUCUUGAUCAGCUGAGACGAAUAUGGCGAAUGCAAACUUCCUCGACUUCCAAUACAACCUCUCAAAGAGGAAGUUUCUGCGCAAACCAUCUCAGAUGUUUUCCUUUCGAGACAGGCAAAACUCCGGCAUAGCACCUACUUUCGAGCCAAAUCCCAAUGAGAUGAAGAAAGUAUUUGAAAAGUUCGACUCCAACAAAGAUGGGAAGAUAUCUCAGGCGGAGUACAAGGCGAUACUGAGAGCACUGGGAAAGGGAAACAUGAUUGGAGAAGUGCCGAAGAUUUUCAAGAUUGUUGAUCUGGAUGGGGAUGACUUUAUCAGUUUCAAGGAGUUCAUGGAAGUACACAAGAAGGGAGGGAUUCGAACGAUGGACAUCCAGGAUGCUUUUCGGACGUUUGAUUUGAACGGCGAUGGAAAGAUUAGUGCAGAAGAAGUUAUGGAAGUGCUGAGGAGGUUGGGGGAGAGGUGCAACCUUGAAGACUGCCGGCGGAUGGUGAGAGCGGUUGACACUGAUGGGGAUGGUAUGGUUGACCUAGAUGAGUUCAUGAACAUGAUGACUCGUUCCAUGAGACCAGCAUAGAGCAAUAGAGACCUAAUUUCAUUUGUGUUUGUGUGUGUUUAUGUAAAUCCAUGUGAAGCACUUUUGUGUGGAAUUUGCCUUGUAUGGUGAAUGGCAGUAGCAUAAUUUGAGAUUACGUUGUUUCCCAAAGACAA
Pyrus x bretschneideri (Chinese white pear) is the source of this 843-nucleotide messenger RNA. RefSeq names its product calmodulin-like protein 30. The transcript has a single exon. NCBI's taxonomy places the organism in Eukaryota, Viridiplantae, Streptophyta, Magnoliopsida, Rosales, Rosaceae. The coding region runs from base 155 to 709 and encodes 184 amino acids. Gene Ontology annotation, molecular function: calcium ion binding. The record is from RefSeq and is a predicted model, not a curated record.